AUGGCGUCAGAGUUGGGCCAAAAAGUGAAGCGUGCAGGACCUCCAGAACCCAGCUGUGUGUCUGAGAAGAGGUACCAGUCCAUGGAGAACCCUCCUGAAUUCAGCAGUGGAGGAGGAGAACCCAGCUGUGUGUCUGAGAAGAGGUUCCGGUCCAUGAAGAACCCUCCUGUAUUCAGCGGUGGAGGUGGAGAACCCAGCUGUGUGUCUAUGAAAAGUGACUGGUCCAUGAAGAACCCUCCUGUAUUCAGCGGAGGAGGUGGAGAACCCAGCUGUGUGUCUAUGAAGAGUGACUGGCAGCACUCCACACAAACAGCACUGCAGAUAAACACUCUGGCAGAUAUUCACCAGCCAGUGGAUGAUGUUCUACACAGAGUCUUAGAGAGACACAAAACCAGCAUGAAGAACAAGUACGAGAGCCUAUUUGAGGGAAUCAGAACAGAACAGAAUAAAACCCUCCUGAACAGGAUUUACACACAGCUCUACAUCAUAGAGGGAGAGAGUGAAGGAGUGAAUGAAGAACAUGAGGUUCUACAGAUGGAGAAAACAUCCAGGAGACGCUUACAAGACUCUCCAAUCAACUGCUCAGACAUCUUUAAACAAGGUCCUGAAGGAGAAACACGAGAAGAGAUCAUUAGAGCUGUGGAGGCUGACAGACUCAGACACAGAGAAAGAGAAGAUAACAGACCAGAAGAGCCAGAGCUCAGAGCUGCUCUGACUAAAGGAAAAGCCAAUCAGGAUGUGGAGCUCAUGUUUGUGCUUCCGUUCCGGGAGCUGAACCUGAUUAAAGAUGAUCAAUACAGUCUUCAUGGACUUCUGUGUGACUUCCAUCCUGAGCUCAAAGAUCUGGACGCAGAGAUUUAUCAUCAGAUCAAAGCUGUGUUUAUAUUUGAUGGUCUGGAUGAAAGCAGAAUUCCACUGAACUUUGACCAGUGUGAGAAAGUAUCUGACAUCACCAUGACAUCAUCAGUGGGUGUGUUGAUGACCAACCUCAUCAAAGGAGAGCUGCUUCCCUCUGCUCUGAUCUGGAUCACCUCCCGACCAGCAGCAGCCAAUCAGAUCCCUCCUAAAUACAUCAACCGUGUGACAGAAAUUCAGGGAUUCAGUGACCCACAGAAGGAGGAGUACUUCAGGAAGAGGAUCAGUGAUGAAGACCAAGCCCAGAGAAUCAUCUCCCACAUUAAGACAGUGAGGAGCCUCCACAUCAUGUGCCACAUUCCAGUCUUCUGCUGGAUCUCAGCCACUGUUCUUCAGAGAAUCAUGAAACAGCGUCAUACAGAAAUCCCUAAAACUCUGACUGAAAUGUACUCACACUUCCUGCUCACUCAGACCAACAUGAAGAACGAGAAGUAUGAGGAGGAAGACGAGAGAGACCCAAAGAACCUGCUGGAGGAGGAAUGUGUGCUUCACCAGAGGAAGGUCUACUGCUUUGUUCAUCUGAGCUUUCAGGAGUUCCUGGCUGCUGUUUAUGUGUUUCACUGCUAUGAGAACAAAAACAUGGAGGAACUGGAGAUACUUAACCCACAGUACAAUGAGUGGUCUGAGGAUGUUCCUCUGGAUGAGGUUCUGAUGGGAGCAGUGAAUAAAGCUGUAGAGAGUCAGAAUGGACACCUGGAUCUUUUCCUCCGUUUCCUGCUGGGCAUCUCACUGGAGUCCAAUCAGAGAUGCCUACAGGGUCUACUGACUCCAACACAGAGCAGCUCAGAGAGAACCAGAGAGCACAUCAAGAGCUUAAUCAAAGGAGAUAAUCAUCACAUCUCCACUGAGAGAUCCAUCAAUCUGUUCCUCUGUCUGUCUGAGAUGAAUGACCAGUCUCUCUCCAGAAAGAUUCAGGAGUAUCUAAACUCAGAGAGAAACUCAGAGGUGAAUCUCUCUCCUGGACAGUGUUCAGCACUAGCCUGCAUGCUCCUGAGCUCAGAGGAGGUUCUGGAUGAGCUGGACCUGAAGAAAUACAACACAUCAGAGGAGGGUUAUAGGAGACUGAUCCCAGCUCUGACUGUCUGCAGAAAAGCUCGAUUGUCUGGCUGUAUGAUUACAGAUGAAGGCUGUUCUUCUCUGGCUUCAGCUCUGAAGUCAAACCCCUCCCACCUGAGAGAACUGGAUCUGACUUAUAAUCACCCAGGAGAGUCUGGAGUGAAGCUGCUGUCUGAUGUACUGGAGGAUCCACACUUGUGUGUGUGUGUGUGUGUGUGUGCAGAUGCUGUUAAUCUCACUCUGGAUCCAAACACAGUGAACAGUCGUCUCUCUCUGUCUGAGAGGAACAGAAAGGUGAAGAAUGUGGGAAAAGAUCAAUCGUAUCCACGUCAUCCAGACAGGUUUGAUGGCUGUGCUCAGGUUCUGAGUGUGGAGAGUCUGACUGGACGCUGUUACUGGGAGGUUCAGUGGAGCGGAAGAGCUGAAAUAUCAGUAUCAUACAGAGGAAUCAGGAGGAAAGGAGGCAGUGGUCACUGUGGGUUUGGAUGGAAUAAUCAUUCCUGGAGUCUGAACUGCUCUAAUAACAGAUACUCUGUCUAUCACAAUAAACAGAGAACUGAUCUACCUGCCCCCCCCUCCCCCUCUAACAGAGUAGGAGUGUAUCUGGACUGGGGGUCCGGCACUCUGUCCUUCUACACCAUCUCCCCUAACACACACACACUGACCCACCUACACACAUUCACCACCACAUUCACUGAACCGCUCUACGCUGGAUUCUGGAUUUAUGAUGAAUCCUCAGUGAGUCUGUGUGAGAUAGAAUAACCUCUACAGAGAGAGAGAGAGAGAGAGAGAGAGAGAGAGAGAUACAGACAGAGAGAGACAGAGGGAGAACGGAGGUAAGGCGAGAGAGACAGAGUGAGAGAGACCAACAAGCUAGCUAGCUUGUUUUGCUAGCUUCGUAUCCCCAGAGCCUGUGUGUCUCCACAGCGGGCGGAACCUGUCAUAAAGUUUGCGAUAACAAAGCCCACCCAUUUAGAGGAACGAUAUGAUCAAUAUGGUCAAUUUUACUGUCAUUUGAAAUUGGUCUCUCAGUGAAUUACUGUUGCUUGGCCCUCUGCAAAUUUAUAGCUGAACCACCAAAUCACCAACAGUCUUUCCAGCAACAGCAGAUAUGGCAAAAUUCUGAUAGGGGGAGACAGAGGGGCUUCUCCAAUUUAACCCUUCACAGUCCAGUAGCUUAGAUUUGUAUUUGUUUAGAUGUUGAUUAAUAAAAUAUGAUCAGAUAAAACCAGAACUGCUCAAUUUUAAAAUAUUUUAGAAUAUUUUAAGCCCUCUCUGAGAGCGUAGAGGGCCCUGACGGUUCCCCUCUGGGAUCUCCACCCAACCUUUUUUAGAGUGCAAGGCUAUAAUCCUAAUGGUUCUAGUAGUAUAUAUCAUACACAUUCUGUCAAAUGAGUGAUUUAUGACCCAUGAUUUAUGACGCUUAAUUUAUAACCCCCUGUGAUUGACAGGUCAGUUUUGAUUGACAGGUCAGUUUUGAUUGACAAGUCAACAGAGUUUUUACGACACCCACACACCCCCACAAUUUAUGACACCUGAGUGUGUGUGUGUGUGUGUGUGUGGCUUACAUAUAGUAUUUAAGCAGUCACCCCACCGGUGGUUUUGUAUGUUUUUUUUUGUUGCAAAAUGUCUGUUGCUAGUGUACAUCAGACUUUUCUUAGAGAUUCUAUAGUUACACCAACUGUUAGUUCUAGUGGUAGUGAAACCAAUUUGGUUUUUGCAUUUGGUUGCAGGCCUCGCAAACACUUCAAGGGUGUUAAGAUUAAUCUAUUUGAUUCUCUGGCUUAUGAUGUAUGUGGGGAGGGUCAAACAGUAUCACCGCCUUCCCGCUGUGUUUAUUAAAAGGGAACCCCAGCCAUUCAAAGGGCAUACAAUGUCAAGAAAGGUCUACCACUUAAGCCGACAUGUUUUGAGGAUUUUCUUCCAGCAGACCAUUCCAACAGCCAUGGGCCUCUGUGGUAUAAAAAUUAUCAAGUGCCGGACUUUGAUUAUGCACUGCUCGACACGGGUUGUGGCGUUGUGAACUACAGCUAUGAUGAAUCGGCUGUGAUCAACACAGUGUCAGACAACAGUUGGCUGGAUCAAUACGGUGACAAUCUUGGAAGUAUGAAUAUGACAAACCUUUUGGAACCGUUGGAAGGGUUGGUGUCUAGACAUCAGACGUUGCCUGCAAGGUGAAACACUCGUAGAAGCUCCUGAAUGCAAAACUAUAUCUGAUCCAACCGAUGAUGGUCAAGUAUGCACUACAGCAUUAAAACUGAUAAAGUCUGCUGUGGUUGUAAUCCUACAACACAUCAUAAACAACAAACUGAAGGAAACAUGUCUCGCUUGUGAAGUGGAACACCCCAGUCAACUUCGACAUUCAUGCCUGUUUGCGCCAGAUAUCUUCUUUGAAAAAUACUAUAAAGAUGUAACAUGGACAUUGUUCACACCCGAGUUACAAGAUGCCAUAGUUGCGCUUCUAGUGUUUUGGAAUACAUCUGAAAAUUCUAAAAAUUCAAGGAUGUGCUGAAACAAUUGUCUGUGAAUUACAGUGUGAGCCAUACAUUGUGGAAAAGCUACAGGAAAUAAGAGAAAACCUGGUUGAUCAAACAUCCGAACAGUUUGUCGCUGACGCUGUUGACUGUUGGAAAACAGGUUCAAAGACUUGCAGUACUGUUUAAGGCAAUUGGGGAAUGUUUGUGGAUUCCAGCGUCUGGCGGACCAUGUGUUGAAACACCGUGUGAACUAUGAAUUGACAAAUUUGUUUUAUAAAUGUAUUGACGAUUGUGUGGAUGAUUUUAGCCUCUUUAAUAGCGUGCAUGAUGUUGAUGCUAAACGUUUUUACAAAAUUUCAAGAAUCAAAUGGAUAUUGCCAAAUCAGCAUCAGAUAAAUGGUGCCACUUGACACAGUUAUGAACCUAUGUGACUAUCAGUAAGAUUUUAUCUCUUAUGCCUAAGAGUAAUGAUACAGCAAAAAUCAGUCACGUACUUUGCCUAUGUACAUACAUAUUAGACGUUUGUGUGAUAAAACUUUCAGCAAAGAAACCAAUUAAUGUUUGUAAAGUGUAGAUGUGUGUUUGACAUUUCUAGAUUUCAUUGAUUCGUUGUGAGUUGUGAAUAAAACAGUAAAUCAAAUGAAAAUUGGGUAAUUAUUUUCA
Molecule: messenger RNA, 5111 nt
Organism: Colossoma macropomum (tambaqui)
Lineage: Eukaryota; Metazoa; Chordata; Actinopteri; Characiformes; Serrasalmidae
Product: NLR family CARD domain-containing protein 3-like
Exons: 7
Coding region: 1-2733 (910 amino acids)
Molecular function (GO): protein binding
Source: RefSeq, a predicted model, not a curated record